GUUAAUAGCCAUUCCUGUAGAGUGAAAACUGAAAACGAAAAACUGUAGCCAUGUCGAAAUUGAGCGAUGGCAGCAUUUCAAUCUGCAAGUUCUUGGAGGCCUACGAGCAGCAGCCUUGCUUGUACAACCCCGAAUUGGAGAACUACAAGAAUCGUGUGGCCCGCGAGGAGGCCUACACCGCGAUGAUCGAGGAACUCAAGGUUCCACAACUGUCGAUCAACGAUAUCAAGCGGAAGAUCAAGAGUAUACGCACCGUCUACUCCAAGGAGCUGGGCACUCGCAGGCGCUUCAAGGAGCAGGGCAAGCCCUACGACACAAAGCUUAUUUGGUUCAAUCUGGCCGAUGCCUUCCUUUCGCAUUCCCACGGCAGGAACAGAAAGAAAACGCCAGCCGUGAAUCCAGCUAGCAGAAUCCUCUUCAAUGCCACUUCGGACAUUAGUAUGAGCGAGGAUGCCAUAGAGGCGGCGGUUGGUGACGAAACGGAUUAUGUGAGCAAUACGGAAAGCACCAAACAGCAUUUUGUGGCAUCGUCCACUCCCAGUGGUCGCAGCACUCGGCAUAAUUCUAUGACAAAUGGCAGCGGACGCAGACUGACCUACGACCUCACUAUUGAUGAUUCUAUUGUAGAGGAAAAUACACAAGUACCGGAGGAGGUCACGGGCCAGAGUCAACCAAACGCACAGCAGCAGCAGCAACAGCGCAAACCUGUGUACACUUCUCCGGGAGCUGCACAGCCUCCAGUCCGCAGCCAUCAGCCGGAGUCGGAGCAGCAGCAGCAACAGAUCGAUCCACCAGCUAUAGCCCCACCACCACCACUAGUGGCACCUGCCGUACCACAUCCCGAUGAUGAUAUGACGCACUUUGGCCAAAGCAUUGGCUCGCAGCUGCGGCAGAUAACCAAUCCGUACAGCCGCUCCUGGGCCAAGAUGCGCAUCCAGCAGAUACUCUUUUCCGCCGAGACCGGAAGCUUUGAAAGCUCCGCAGGCAACUUUAUUGAUGCCACAAAUUUCACCUCUCCAGUUUAGUUUUAAGAAUUACAUGGUUUUUUA
Molecule: messenger RNA, 1049 nt
Organism: Drosophila persimilis
Lineage: Eukaryota; Metazoa; Arthropoda; Insecta; Diptera; Drosophilidae
Exons: 2
Coding region: 51-1025 (324 amino acids)
Source: RefSeq, a predicted model, not a curated record